CCGCUCGCGGCUGCAGCCUGAGGCAGCGACGUGGCAGGAGGCGGUCGGCAGAGCCCGGCGGGUCUUCCUCCUCCGCUGCGGAGGAGGCGGCGAGGGCAGUGACGGUGAGGCAGCAGAAUGAAGUUGGAGUGGUGUGGUCGAUUUGCCCUUUGCUCCAAGACAACCAGCCAGACCUUUCUGCUUGGAGGAGUGUUUAUUGCGUUGGGCUCAAGUCGAAUCCUCCUGAUGAAGUAUUCUGCCAAUGAAGAUAACAAGUAUGAUUACCUUCCAACGACAGUGAACAUGUGUUCUGAAGUAGUAAAACUGGUCCUAUGUGUAGUGUUGGCACUCUGGAAUAGGAAAAAAGAAAAGGGUUGUAUGGAUCAUCUCUCUGAAUGUUUUUCCUGGAAGAAUGUAUGUAAUUCGAUGAAAUGGUCAAUUCCUGCCUUUCUUUACUUUUUGGAUAACUUGAUUGUCUUCUAUGUACUGUCCUACCUCCAGCCAGCAAUGGCUGUACUCUUCUCAAAUUUUGUCAUUAUAACAACAGCUCUUCUCUUCAGGAUAGUGCUAAAGCGAAGACUCUCUUGGGUACAGUGGGCGUCUCUGGUGAUUUUAUUCCUAUCCAUCGUUGCCCUGACUCGAGGAACUGGAGGCCACCAGCACAGCUUGGCUGCACAUGGAUUUCAUCACAGUAUGUUUUUUAGGCCAUCUAACCACUGCCUUCUCGCUACUGGACCUGAGGAAGCGUGCGUGGAAAAGGGCAACUGCGCAGCACCAAGUUUCCUCCACAGCUUCCAGUGGAAUGUGACCAAUACCAUGGCAGGAGCAUUGAAGCCUCUCCGCCUCAGCCUGGGCCAUCUGCUUAUUCUAGUGCAGUGUUUUGUGUCUGCGCUGGCUAACAUCUACAAUGAAAAGAUGCUGAAAGAUGUGGAUCAGCUUGGGGAAAGCAUCUUCACACAGAACAGCAAACUCUAUGCCUUUGGAGUGCUGUUCAAUGGGCUCAUGCUAGUGCUGCAGGCUAAGGACCGGAGGCAGAUAGGGAACUGUGGCUUCUUUUAUGGGCACAACAUCUUCUCCGUGGCUCUUAUAUUUGUCACAGCUUUCCUGGGGCUGUCUGUAGCCUUCAUCCUGAAGUUCCGAGACAACAUGUUCCAUGUUAUGAUUGCUCAGAUCAACACUGUCAUCAUCACUACUGUGUCUUUCGUCAUCUUUGACUUCAGACCUUCUCUAGAGUUCUUUUUGGAAGCUCCUGUAGUGCUUCUCUCCAUAUUCAUUUAUAAUGCCAGUAAAGGAAGAGGCCUGGAAUAUGCCACUCUGCGGGAAAGGGGAAAACUUAUCAAAGGAGAUGCGUGGGAGAGGUCAAGUGGGGAUGGAGAAGAAUUUGAGAGGUUGAACAAACCAAGCAGUGACAUUGACACAGAUGAAGAUUCCCUGUAGCAUGAAGCUGGCUUGGAGGAGUGCUAUUACUCACAGUGAGAGAGAGUUAAUAUUUUAUUAACAUAAGGAAGGGUUGUUUUUCCCCACUGACAGACUGUUUGGAACUGGUUUGGGGCUGGAUGUCAAAUGUGGAUGAGGACGAUAUUCAAGCUGUAUAUAUGGAGAGUUGUAUUCCUUUGUGCCUGUCUCCCAGUGUCUGGGGAAAUGGAAAUCUGGAAUGCCUUUGGAGCAGCUGCUGAAUUUUACAUGCAGCUUACUUGGCCUAACUUUGAAAGAGCUCGAAUAAAACAAAAGUUCAUUAAACAGUAUGAACGCAUCAUCUUUUUUUGUGUAUGUGUUUAGAAGGGCUUUGUGUAGAGGCUUAGUUUGCACUGAGCCCACUACUGAAAACAAAUAUUAUGCAACUGCAGUAAUGCUCUUCAACAUCUGGAGCAGUGAGCAAGAGAGUGCAGGUGGCAAUAUCAUCUGGUGUUGUUCUGCCCUGGCAGACUGAUAAGGGCUUGCAUUCAUUUUGUAGAGAGAGAAGUCAUUCUGCAGAGUGCCAGGCAUAGUGAUCUCAGAAUUUCUGUUGAGGCAUCUGCUGGAUUGUAUUUUGACUGAGAUGAGAAAUAGGUUCCAAAUUAUUCAGAGAAUUUUGAAACAGGCAAGGGAGCAGGGAUGCUGAUAAGGGAUUCCUGGUAUGUUCCUAAAGCCUCUUCUCUUAGAGCAGUGGAAAAGAUGUUGGUUUAUAAUUUCCUCCCUUCAAAAAUGUGUCUUUCAUAGUUGAAAGAUACUGUCAGAAGAAUUCUUAAGAUAAGCAAUGAGUUCAGUGUCAGAGCCUCAUACCAGAGUGUAUAGUAAGCAGUAAGUGAUGCACUUCUCUGGACUGAAGACAGUCCUGCCUUUGUUCCCCUCUGCCAUCCUGUCCAGGCUCUGUGUCUAAAGCUUGUGUGUACUGUAUUGAUGGCUUAUUGCUGUAUUAACAUACCUCCUGUCACUGACCCAUCAGGAGGGGCAGACUGUUUUCAUAUGUGCCCCAUGGUUUAUAAUUGUCAAGUUAUAAACUAUGAAUCUAAAAUUUCUAUUAAUUUUUUCUGUAUUUUUAUAGUAUCUAUUAAGAAUAGCUGUACAAAAUUAA
Hirundo rustica (Barn swallow) is the source of this 2533-nucleotide messenger RNA. It is a transcript of the gene SLC35A5, whose product is annotated as solute carrier family 35 member A5. The record is from RefSeq and is a predicted model, not a curated record. Gene Ontology annotation, cellular component: Golgi membrane. Gene Ontology annotation, biological process: pyrimidine nucleotide-sugar transmembrane transport. The transcript has 7 exons. Bases 118 to 1416 code for a protein of 432 amino acids. NCBI's taxonomy places the organism in Eukaryota, Metazoa, Chordata, Aves, Passeriformes, Hirundinidae. Gene Ontology annotation, molecular function: pyrimidine nucleotide-sugar transmembrane transporter activity.